UUCACUUCUCAACGCAAUGCAUUUCAUUUCAAUUUCCAAGCAUGGAUAAGAAGAAGCGGAAGCACACAUGGAACAAACCAAAACAGCAAUCGACCAUGAACAAGAAGCAACAGCAGAAUGAGAAUCACAAGAGCAAGAGCAUUCACGACAUUCUCCCUCUUGAGCUGAUUCACAGAAUCCUACUUAGGGUUCCUGUCAAAGAUCUCGGUCGCCUCAAGUGCGUUUCGAAGCUUUGGAACACUCUCAUUUCCGAUCCCGAUUUUGCAAAAUCGCAUCUUCACCUCUCUGCCGCACCCACCCAUGUAUGCCUCUUCAUAUAUGACUACUCCAAUGCCUUUUCCGUUGACAUUGAGGCAGUAUUUCACCGCCACACUGCAGUAAAAGAGGUAUCUCUCCCUUUCAAGAUGAACACACCUUUUGAUUUUAAAGUUAUGUGCUCCUGCAGAGGGCUUGUUCUCUUACACCGUGCCCCGCAUUUUUUAAUCGUAUGGAACCCACUAAUUGGAUCCAGCAAAAAAGUUUCCUACUCUCACAUUGUUUCUCGUAGUCGUCGCAAGUACUUUAUGUUUCCCGAUAUUGCGCGUUUGUAUGGAUUUGGUUAUGAUGCUUUACAGGAUGACUACUUAGUUGUUGUAGCUUCUCAGGAUAAGAAUGACCAAGAGCACUUUGAUUGCUUGUCUUUGAGAACCAAUUCAUGGACUAAUCUUGAUUUUGCACUCUCCAAACCCUUGGGUACUAGCAACUGGCAAUCUCGUGGGUUCUUCUUGAAUGGCGCUAUUCAUUGGGCGUCUUUUAGAUUUUAUAGUAUUCUUAUAUUUGAUUUGAAGGAAAGAAGUUUCUCAAUCAUAUCUAUGCCUGAACAAGUGAUGGGUUAUAUCUUUGGCACUCAUCUCGUCCUACUAGGAGGGUGCCUGGCCUUGUAUUCUAAUGAUCCCAAAAAAACUAACAUAUGGGUGAUGAAAGAAUACAAAGUGCAUUCAUCUUGGACUUUCUAUCAGAUUCCUCGUGGAGAUGUUGCGCCUCUAUGCUUAUCCAAUGGUAGUGACAUUGUUGCACAAGAUUCUGUUCUGUUACCUAUAGAUCCCUACUUAAGGUUGGCCAAAUAUAAUGUCAGAGGAGAGCUCCUCCAACACAGAAUUUCUUACGAUCAUCAUCUGGCACAUGUUAAAGCUCGUCCGAUAUCUAUGUCGUCCAGAACAAGCUACAUUGUAUACACAGAGAGUCUCGUGCCAGUCCCCAGUGAGAUUAAGGAUAAGGAUAAGAAGAAGAAAAAUGGCCGUCAGAAUCAGAAGAACGAUGUCAAACAAGAAAAGAGAACUAGGAGCGAAUGACUCAACAGAGACACUUAAUUAUGUUGUAAAUAAAGUGUUGGCAAGUUCUUCUGGAAGAAGCUACUAGAGAAUUUUGUUUUAUUUUGCUUUUGCAUUAAAGUAUGAUUUCCCUUUCAACUAUGAAUGUAAAAAACUGGAACAUUUGAAUGAGCAGAUAGAGUUUCCUCUAGUUAUCCCUAAAA
Messenger RNA from Arachis duranensis, 1513 nucleotides. Its product is annotated as F-box protein CPR1-like. The coding region runs from base 42 to 1331 and encodes 429 amino acids. Gene Ontology annotation, molecular function: protein binding. The record is from RefSeq and is a predicted model, not a curated record. The transcript is spliced from 2 exons. NCBI's taxonomy places the organism in Eukaryota, Viridiplantae, Streptophyta, Magnoliopsida, Fabales, Fabaceae.